Messenger RNA from Colletotrichum graminicola M1.001, 324 nucleotides. RefSeq lists its product as uncharacterized. The transcript has 3 exons. The record is from RefSeq and is a predicted model, not a curated record. Bases 1 to 324 code for a protein of 107 amino acids. Gene Ontology annotation, cellular component: extracellular region. Lineage: Eukaryota; Fungi; Ascomycota; Sordariomycetes; Glomerellales; Glomerellaceae.
AUGAAGUCCACAACCUACCUUGUCGCUCUUUUUACUUCCUUUGCGAUCGCCGCCCCCACGAGCGUGGACCGCACUAGCGAUGACGUGUCCAAGGACGUCUGCGAGGCCCUAGAGGACGUGCCUAUUGUUUCUACUAUAUGCGAGCUGAGCACCGCGCUUUGCUGCGAUUCCAAGGCCACUGAAGCCACCUCCCUGAAGUGUGUCGCUCCCUCCACUGCACCCUUCACUAUUGCUGGCUUCGAGGCCUCCUGCCUGGUCACUGGCAAAAAGCACCCGAGAUGUUGCGUUCUCGACCUCUCUGGACUCGUCGUUUCUUGUGAUUAG